Molecule: messenger RNA, 1934 nt
Organism: Vicugna pacos (alpaca)
Lineage: Eukaryota; Metazoa; Chordata; Mammalia; Artiodactyla; Camelidae
Source: RefSeq, a predicted model, not a curated record
AUGAGGAUCACACGAGAUGAUAUUUCGGAUGCUGACUGGGAUGACCUGUGGGACCAGUUUGAUGAGCGGCAGUAUCUGAAUGCCAAGAAGUGGCGCGUCGGUGACGAUCCCUAUAAGCUGUAUGCUUUCAACCAGCGGGAGAGCGAGCGCGUUGCCAGCAACCGGGUGGUCCCGGACACUCGCCUUUUAAGAUGCACGCUGCUUGUGUACUGCAAGGACCUCCCCCCGACCAGCAUCAUCAUCACCUUCCACAACGAGGCCCGCUCCACCCUGCUCAGAACCAUCCGCAGCAUAUUAAACCGUACCCCUAUGAAUCUGAUCCAGGAAAUCAUAUUAGUGGAUGACUUCAGCAAUGACCCUGAGGACUGCAAACAGCUCAUCAAGCUGCCCAAGGUGAAAUGCUUACGGAAUAAUGAGCGGCAAGGUCUGGUCCGGUCCCGGAUCCGGGGUGCUGAUAUAGCCCAGGGCACCACCCUGACUUUCCUCGACAGCCACUGUGAGGUGAACAGGGACUGGCUCCAGCCCCUGCUGCACAGGGUCAAAGAGGACUACACACGGGUGGUGUGCCCUGUGAUCGAUAUCAUCCACCUGGACACUUUCAACUACAUCGAGUCGGCCACAGAGCUCAGAGGGGGGUUUGACUGGAGCCUCCACUUCCAAUGGGAGCAGCUCACACCAGAGCAGAAGGCACGGCGCCUGGACCCCACCGAGCCCAUUAGGACUCCAAUCAUAGCUGGAGGGCUCUUUGUGAUGGACAAAUUCUGGUUUGACUACCUGGGGAAAUAUGACACGGACAUGGACAUCUGGGGCGGAGAGAACUUUGAAAUCUCCUUCAGAGUGUGGAUGUGCGGGGGCAGCCUAGAGAUCGUGCCCUGCAGCCGAGUGGGCCACGUCUUCCGGAAGAAGCACCCGUAUGUUUUCCCGGAUGGAAACGCCAACACGUACAUAAAGAACACCAAGCGGACAGCCGAAGUGUGGAUGGAUGAAUACAAACAGUACUAUUAUGCAUCCCGGCCAUUCGCCCUGGAGAGACCCUUUGGAAACAUUGAGAGCAGAGUGGACCUGAGGAGGAAUUUGCAGUGCCAGAGCUUCAAGUGGUACCUGGAGAAUGUCUAUCCAGAACUCAGAGUGCCUAAGGAUGCCUCCAUCCAGAAGGGCAAUAUCCGACAGAGGCAGAAGUGCCUAGAGUCUCAAAAGCAGAAAGACCAGGAGAUCUCCAACCUCAGGUUAAGCCCCUGUGUCAAGAUUGAAAGCAAGGAUGCAAAGUCCCAGAUCUGGGCCUUCACGUACACUCAGCAGAUUGUCCAAGAGGAACUGUGCCUGUCAGUCAUCACCGGGUUCCCGGGCGCCCCUGUGGUUCUUGCCCUUUGCAAGAAUGGAGAUGAGAAACAGCAAUGGACCAAGACUGGUUCCCGCAUUGAGCACGUGGCAUUCCACCUCUGCCUCGACACAGACAUGUUUGGUGAUGGCACUGAAAACGGCAGGGAAAUCGUUGUCAACCCGUGUGAGUCCUCACUUAUGAGCCAGCACUGGGACAUGAUGAGCUCUUGAAGACCCAGGAACCAGUGGGGGCUGUGGGGUGGCACGUCCCUGGAGAAGCAGCAGGCUGGAAAUCAGGCUGCAUGCAGCCCAUUGUCACCACAGACACCCUGAACUGGGAGGCAGAGGCUGUCUCAGGGAGGAUGUAGGAAGAGCUUGCAAGCCAAGUGGAACUCAGAGACAGAUCCCGCGUGUUCUCAAUGCUGUUAAGUUCCAGUCCUGGCCCAGUCUGUCCCCGACUGGUACCUGGAGACAGCAAUCUGAGGGGAAGUGUCAAUGUUGUUCCCUUCCUUACAAAAGAAGCUAGAGAGGAAAGUCUACCUUGUCACUAGGCCAGGACUCAGCUGAGAGGUGAAGAAUGAAGGUCGUUUCCAAAGCAAAUAAAGGAACCUUAG